CAACAGGUCUAAGGCGAUCGCACAGUUCUUUCUGCGCCGCUGAGGUGGCAGGUCGCGUAAAAAUAAUUAACUCUCAAUUGGAAAAUUCGAUUUCCCUCCUCCAGUUUAUAGAACAUUAACUCGAACAUGGGUGAUAUGUUCCGUAGCGAGAAGAUGGCCCUGUGCCAGCUGUUCAUCCAGCCAGAGGCAGCCUACGCCUCUAUAGCCGAGCUGGGCGAGCGGGGAUGUGUUCAGUUCCGCGAUCUGAACGAAGAGGUUAGCGCCUUCCAGCGGAAGUACGUCACGGAGGUCAGACGCUGUGAUGACAUGGAACGUCGCCUUCGGUACGUGGAGUCCGAGAUGAAAAAGGACGAAGUGAUGUUGCCAAUACUGAAGCCUGAGGAGGAGCCCAGUGCCCCCAAUCCCCGCGAGGCUGUUGACCUCGAAGCCCAGCUGGAGAAGACCGACAAUGAACUGCGUGAAAUGUCCGCCAACGGAGCUAGUUUGGAUGCCAACUUCCGGCACAUGCAGGAACUCAAGUACGUACUGGAGAAUACCGAGGGCUUCUUCUCGGACCAGGAAGUCAUUAAUCUGGAUGUCAACCGAAAACUGGACCCCGAGGAUCCGGCGAAUUUGCAGGGAGCAGCUCAACGAGGUCAACUGGCCUUUGUGGCUGGUGUGAUCAAGCUAGAGAGAUUCUUCAGCUUCGAAAGGAUGCUGUGGCGCAUUUCCAGGGGAAAUAUUUUCCUUAGGAGAGCCGACAUCGAAGGCCUUGUGGAUGAUGAGGAAACAGGACGUCCAGUACUCAAAACCGUCUUCGUGGCCUUUUUCCAAGGCGAGCAGCUGAAGCAGAGGAUCAAAAAGGUCUGCGCGGGCUACCAUGCCGCUGUCUAUCCUUGUCCGAGCUCACAUGCCGAGCGAAUUGAUAUGAUCAAGGAUGUGAAUGUCCGUCUGGAGGAUCUGAAGUUGGUCCUCAGCCAGAGUGCCGAUCAUCGCAGCCGUGUCUUAAACUCAGCAUCCAAGCACUUGCCACGCUGGUCGAUCAUGGUGCGCAAAAUGAAGGCCAUCUAUCACAUCCUGAACUUUUUCAAUCCCGAUGUAACGGGUAAGUGUCUGAUUGGCGAGGGUUGGGUGCCCACCAAUGACAUUCAAUCAGUCCAAGAUGCACUGGCUCGAGCCUCGAAGAUCUCGGAGAGUUCCAUACCAGCUUUCAUGAAUGUGAUCGAGACAAAUGAAAUGCCGCCAACUUACACGAGAACCAAUAAGUUCACCAAUGGCUUCCAGAACUUGGUUGACUCGUAUGGCAUGGCUUCCUACAGGGAAGUGAAUCCCGCACUUUAUGCCUGCAUCACAUUCCCCUUCCUGUUCGCUGUGAUGUUCGGAGAUUUGGGACACGGCAUAAUCCUCGUUCUCUUCGCUGGCUGGCUUAUCCUCAAGGAAAAACAAUUGGCCUCGAUCAAGGAGGAGAUCUUCAAUAUAUUCUUCGGCGGCCGAUACAUCAUCUUCCUCAUGGGAAUUUUUUCCAUGUACACUGGCCUCUUGUACAACGAUGUGUUCUCCAAGUCCAUGAAUAUUUUCGGUUCCGGUUGGCACAUGAACUAUACGAGGGAAACGGUGGAGGAUGACACUCUGAAGAGUAUUACAUUGAGGCCCAAUGAUACGGUUUUCAAGACAUAUCCCUUGGGCGUGGAUCCCGUUUGGCAGCUGGCCGACAACAAGAUUAUUUUUCUGAACACCUUUAAGAUGAAGCUGUCGAUCAUUGUGGGCGUGGCCCACAUGAUUUUCGGAGUCACCAUGUCGGUGGUUAACUUCGCUUACUACAAGAAGUAUGCCAGUAUCUUCUUGGAGUUCUUGCCGCAAGUUCUGUUCCUUCUCCUGCUCUUCGGGUACAUGGUCUUUAUGAUGUUCUACAAGUUUGUCACCUACACCGACACCGUCGAAGGACCUCUUUCGCCAGCUUGUGCUCCUUCUAUUCUGAUCCUGUUCAUCAACAUGAUAUUGCAGGGCUCCCAGGACACUCCCGAGCCCUGUAAAGAGUUCAUGUUCACGGGACAAAAGUCCAUUCAACAGGUCUUCGUCAUUAUUGCCGUCAUUUGCAUUCCGUGGAUGCUCUUGGGCAAGCCUCUGUACAUUAUGUUCAAGCGGAAGAUGAGCGGAGCACCGCCGCCAAAGCCACAGAGUGGUGGUGGUGGCGAGGGUCAUGGCGAUGACGAUGCCAUGGGCGAGAUCUUCAUCCACCAGGCCAUCCACACCAUCGAGUAUGUCCUGAGUACGGUUUCCCACACAGCCUCCUACCUUCGAUUGUGGGCUCUGUCCCUCGCUCAUGCACAGCUCUCCGAAGUGCUGUGGAGCAUGGUGUUCUCCAAUGGCUUCAAAUUCGAAAGCUACUUGGGCAGCAUUCUCAUCUUUGUGUUCUUUGGAGCCUGGGCUUUGCUCACAGUUGGCAUCCUGGUACUCAUCGAAGGACUUUCGGCCUUCCUGCACACACUGCGUUUGCAUUGGGUGGAGUUCAUGAGCAAGUUCUAUGAGGGCGCUGGUUACGCCUUUGAGCCUUUUGCCUUUAAGACCAUCCUGGAUGUCAGUGAGGAUGACUAGAGAAGACUUGGCACUGGUCAAAGGAGAAAGAUACAGCGCAGGACGCACUUCCUUAAACCAUUUUCCGUUUAUUUUCGUUCUUCUUUCGUUAUUUUUUUUUACGGAAAAAUAAAUUUCGUUCGAUAUGCAUACAGAA
Messenger RNA from Drosophila eugracilis, 2710 nucleotides. It is a transcript of the gene Vha100-5, whose product is annotated as V-type proton ATPase 116 kDa subunit a1. Gene Ontology annotation, biological process: vacuolar acidification; proton transmembrane transport. Gene Ontology annotation, cellular component: plasma membrane; vacuolar proton-transporting V-type ATPase, V0 domain; vacuolar proton-transporting V-type ATPase complex. The record is from RefSeq and is a predicted model, not a curated record. Gene Ontology annotation, molecular function: ATPase binding; proton-transporting ATPase activity, rotational mechanism. NCBI's taxonomy places the organism in Eukaryota, Metazoa, Arthropoda, Insecta, Diptera, Drosophilidae.